CGCCGUAAAGCAAGAAGAAGAAGAAGAAACACCACCAGCCGGUUCAGGGUCAGUUGUGCAUGUCAGAUCCAGAAUGGAGGUGAUGGUUGACGUGUAGAAAAUGAACGAAAAACGUGUUCGAGGGACUAGUUUAGAGACAGUGUAUGUACACUCUUGAACACUUGAUUCUUUCCCAAGUAUCACGACAUCAAGAGACUCUGUUGAGGAAUAGUUUACUUUUUUUUUAAUCACAGUAAAUCUGUAAACAUGUCCUUAAAACUGACCACUCAAGCGUACUGUAAGAUGCUGCUACACGCUGCUAAAUACCCUCAUCGCGCCGUUAACGGGCUACUGGUGGCUGAAAAACACAAAAAGAAGGACAGCCCAAGAAACUCCGUGUUGUGCGUGGAUUGUGUACCUCUGUUCCAUGGGGCUCUGGCGUUAGCCCCCAUGCUGGAGGUGGCACUCACGUUGAUUGAUACAUGGUGCAAAGCGAACAAGUAUGUCAUUGCUGGCUAUUAUCAAGCAAAUGAGCGUAUAAAGGAAGCCAGACCAAACCAGGUAGCUGAGAAGGUUGCUGCCAGAAUCUCAGAAAACUUCAGUGAGGCUGCAAUGAUCAUGUUGGACAACAGCAGAUUGACAAUGGAGUGUUUUGUGCCUGUUCUCUUCAUCUAUGAUCAUCAUGAUAACAAGUGGAAGUGCAGAGAGCCAAGCACUGACUGCUUUGAGGACUGGAUAGAGGCACAGAAGAUCACGGCAGCUCUUCUAGAAAGCAAAUCAUACGAGAGUCUCGUGGACUUUGACAACCAUCUGGAUGACUUACGAAAUGACUGGACCAACCCUGAGAUCAACAAAUCUGUCUUGCAUCUAUGCUGAAGCCAGCCAGAGAUCCUGUCCACCUAGCCAAACCAUCAGUGCUUAAAUGGAAUGCAUUUCUGACCUGUAUUUAGUACUGUUAGUGACAUGCUCUCUCACUGAGCAGAAAGAUUUGCGAAAGAGUAAAUGGAACAUUGUAAGUGCUGCAUCCUCAUGUUUGAAAACACUGAGGUCACUCCAGGAAUCCAAUGUCAAAUAGGUUUUAUACCUGUUUCUAUGCGAUGGUUUGUAUAAGACUCAUGUACAAUUUUGGAUGCAGUCAGACUAGUCUUAUUUAACUCAACUAAUUGCUAAAUAUGGUCAUUUUUAGUUUAAAUUACAGAUAUGGUUAUUUACUUAAAUUGCUCAAAAGAAAAUAUUUAAUUUCAGUGUAGAAAUUAAUAUAUUGAUUUAUAAGAUAAAUUGCUUUUAUGUUUGCAGCAGACCAGUAAUAAUCUGUUAAUGGUGGAAAAAUAUAUAUAUAUUGGCUCAGAUUUUUCAGUAAAUAAAGGACUCGACCUUAGGUAUGAGGUCUUUAUGAUUGUAAAGUUUUAUAAAAAAAAAAUAAUAAACUUGAUUGUUUUUCCAAAUAAUUUUAAACAAAUUUCUUAGAGAGUUCAGCUGGCUCUAGUGCAGUAGCAUAAUAUAAUUUAAACACACUAUCAAAUAGGGAAACAAUAUGUGAAAGCAGUAUACGGUGGCCCCCAAAGUAUCUGGGCAGAUAUAUAAUGCUUAAAAAUGCUUUAAUAUCAUUGUAUUGUGUUUUUGAAGAAAGAUAGCACACAAUCUUUUUUUUUUUUAGCAAAACGUUUUAUGAUUGAAAAUAAAGGCAAAACAUAUUACACUUUGAGUUUGAGGAAGAUUAACUGUCUGACAGUUAAAGUUAUGAUGAACUACCUGCAUGAAGCAGAACUACCAGCAUAAGCAGAGCUGAGUAUUAACUGCUUAUGUGUCAUCUGGAUUACAUCAGAUUCCAUAAAUUAAGUACUUGUAAUUACAUUAUAUUACAUAACACUCAUAAUCAGAUAGCUGUGAAAUACUGUGUGUUUAUCAUAUCCAGUGACCUUCACUUAUUGUUGAUUUUAGAAAUCUGAGCAAAAAAAAAUGGUUACACUAUUUUAAGGUGCCCUUGUUACAGUGUAACUAUGCAUUUAAGUACUGAGUAAUAUUAAAUAAUUACAUGUACUUACUGUAUGGUUAGGAUUAGGUUUUGGCUUAGGGUUACCUGCAUGUACUUGUACAUAAUUUGUUAUUAUAAUAGUAAGUGCAUAUAAUGUGUAACAAGGACACCUUUAAAAUAAAGUGUUGCCAAAACUAAAUAAAUCUGGAACCCCUUUGACUUAAAAUGGUUACUUUAAGUACCAAUGAAAUUUUAGGUUAAUAACAUUAACAAUAACAUAAUUUAAUAACAUGUUUGCAUGUUCACGAUUCUAUGAUGGUUAUAUGUCUUUAAGGUAAAUAAAAUAUUUCAGAUUUUUUUUG
Messenger RNA from Onychostoma macrolepis, 2316 nucleotides. RefSeq names its product ER membrane protein complex subunit 8 (gene emc8). Lineage: Eukaryota; Metazoa; Chordata; Actinopteri; Cypriniformes; Cyprinidae. The record is from RefSeq and is a predicted model, not a curated record. Gene Ontology annotation, cellular component: EMC complex. Bases 247 to 855 code for a protein of 202 amino acids. The transcript has 5 exons.